AAUUGUUGUGAUAAACUUAUUAAAUAGAAAUAAUGAGCUUCCAUACUUGUGGCCCAAACGAAGCGAUGGUGGUUUCAGGAUGUUGCUAUGAGAGACCGCUGUUGAUCCCCGGUGGAAGAGUUUUCAAAUGGCCAAUUAUUCAAAAGCUACAAAAACUUUCUCUGAAUACAAUGACAUUCCGAGUUGACUCCAAUAAUGUAUACACAAAGAAGGGCGUUGAGAUAUCCGUGACAGGCAUUGCGCAGGUGAAAAUAGAAGGGUCCAAGGAGGACAUGUUGGCCAAAGCAUGUCAACAGUUUCUGGGGAAAAGUGAGAGCGCGAUACACAAUAUCGCUCUUAACACGCUGGAAGGUCAUCAGAGAGCAAUUAUGGGGAACAUGACUGUUGAGGAGAUCUUCCAGGAUCGGCAGGCGUUCAGCAAACAUGUUUUUGAAGUAGCGUCUUCUGAUCUAGCCACAAUGGGAAUGUCUGUCAUCUCAUACACUAUCAAGGACAUCAGUGAUCACGAGGGGUACCUAAUGGCACUUGGCCAAGGCAGAACUGCUGAGGUGCAUAGGGAUGCACGAAUAGGAGAGGCUCAGGCGAACAUGGAGGCUGGAAUUAAAGAGGCUCAGGCAAAUCGGCUGAAGUAUGAAGCCAAGUACGCGAAUGACGUCAAAAUGGCAGAGUCCCAGCGAACAUAUCAAAUCGAACAGGCAAAGUUUAACGAACAAAUAUACAUUCAGCAAGCUCAGGCAGAUUUGGCCUACGAAUUACAGGCCGCCAUCCAAAGGCAAAAAAUUGUUGAAGAAGAGGCAAAGAUUGUCGAAAUAGAAAGAAAACAACAGAUUGCUAUCCAAGAGCAGGAGAUCCAGAGAAAGGAGAGGGAACUAGAUGCUAAUGUCAAACAGCCCGCUAUGGCUGAAAAAUACAAGAAAGAACAACUUGCCAAGGGUCAGGCGAUGAAGAUUGUCAAUGAGGCAGAAGCGGAGGCCUUGGCUAUCAAGUUGAAGGGCGAUGCUGAGGCUGCGGCUAUCAACGCUAAAGCCAAAGCGGAGGCCGAACAGAUGGCACUGAAGGCGAAAGCCUGGCAACAGUACCAGGACGCUGCUCUGGUCGACAUGGUGUUGCAGGUGCUUCCCCAGAUGGUGGCGGAGGUGGCCGCGCCCCUCACUGAGGGAACUAAGGGCAUCAAGCUAGUAGCAACUGGAAGCGACGCCCAGAUUGGAGCGGCAAAACUGACCGGUGAAGUGCUGGACAUUGUGGAAAGACUCCCACAAGUUAUCAACAACAUGACUGGAGUAGAUUUGUCUAAAGCUCUAGGAGGAAAAUCUGGUACAAGCAGGGCAUAAUCAUGAUAGAGUCGAGCGGCUUCAAGGAUAUUGUCACCAUUCAAGGAUAUUGUCAUAUAAUGCAGUCUAAUCUUCUUUAGCUAGAUGUCUAAUUUAUCAGAACUAAAUUAUCACGUAAUUUAUUUUUUAUCAAUCAAUUUUCAAUUGAUAAGCUUAUGCUUGUAUUAAUUGAAUUCUCAUGAGCGAUAACUAUCAUUUCAAUCGUGUUGCAAACUUAUCAUAUUAACUGGAAAUAAAUAGUAUAGCAUUC
Molecule: messenger RNA, 1581 nt
Organism: Symsagittifera roscoffensis
Lineage: Eukaryota; Metazoa; Xenacoelomorpha; Acoela; Convolutidae
Product: flotillin-1-like
Exons: 10
Coding region: 33-1331 (432 amino acids)
Biological process (GO): protein localization to plasma membrane; positive regulation of endocytosis; protein kinase C signaling
Cellular component (GO): cytoplasmic vesicle; plasma membrane; flotillin complex
Source: RefSeq, a predicted model, not a curated record